AUGUGGAGUGGCGGACCAUCAAACCCAAAUAACAAUGGUCCACCCAAAUAUGACUCUGAUGAUGACUACAUUCUUGGAGUAGCCGAUGCUGCGGUAUUCUAUACGGCAUACUUGGAACAUCCAUUGUCGACUCCUAGGAAUAAUAGCCACUACACAUGUACGCAGCGUCUAAGUGAUUUGUUAAAUGGACACGAGAUGGUAAUAUACAAUAAGAUUAGGAUGGGCAGCGAUUGCUUUAGGAAACUGAGUUGGUUACUCGAACAAAAAAAUUUAUUGAGGAGUACUAGAAAUAUGAGUGUUGAUGAGCAAUUGAUCAUUUUCUUGACAAUUGUUUGCCAAAACGAAAGUAAUAGAGAGACACAACAUCAAUGGCAACACUUGGGGGCUACAAUUUCAAAGUACUUCAUGGUAGUGUUGAAUGCCAUAUAUCGUCUGCGGCAUGAUUUUAUUAAGCCACCUGACUUUAACCGCAUCGAUCCACUUAUUGAAGCAAGUCGGAGCAAGUACAGACAUUGGUUCGAUAACUAUGUUGGCGCGCUCGAUGGGACGCACGUUCCCUGUGUACCGCCGCCAGAAAAUGCAGAGUUCACGUAUAUGCUUGCCGGGAGGGAGGGUUCCGCGCACGACGCACGAGUUCUUGAAUCAACAAAUGAAACGCCAGAAAAGAAAUUCCAUGUCCCUCCAACAGGAAAAUUUUAUUUAGUAGACUCCGGUUACGCAAACACAGGUUGUUUCCUAGCUCCUUAUCGCGGUUGUACGUACCACUUGCAAGAGUAUAGGGCACGUCGAGGUCGACCUCGAAGUGAGCGGGAGUUAUUUAACUACACCCAUUCAUCGAUUAGGAAUUGCAUCGAGCAGGCGUUCGGGGUGUGGAAAGCGAGGUUCUGCAUUCUAAAGAUAAUCAACAAUUACGCGAUGCAGAAACAAACGAGAAUACCUAUUGCUUGUGCUGUGAUACAUGACUUCAUACGCAUGUAUCAACAUGAUGACAGCUUCAUAAAUCAAUACUUACAAGAUGGGGUACCGGUAAGUGAAAUUGACCCCUUGAACACGGAUGAGGAUGUCAAUCAAAAUCAUAACCCAAAUCGGAGUAUGGAAGGACCAAGAAACACCGCGAGUCGAAGGGAGAUGGGUCUUAUGAGGGAUAAAAUAGCGAGAACUACAUGGCAGGCUCAUGGUGGAAAUAACAAUCGCUAA
This is a messenger RNA of Morus notabilis, 1197 nucleotides long. RefSeq lists its product as uncharacterized. Lineage: Eukaryota; Viridiplantae; Streptophyta; Magnoliopsida; Rosales; Moraceae. The transcript has 4 exons. Bases 1 to 1197 code for a protein of 398 amino acids. The record is from RefSeq and is a predicted model, not a curated record.